AUGAAAAAAUGUUGGUUCCAUUCGAUGUUAUCCAAUGUGGAGUUAGAAUACAGGUGUAGGCUAAGUAAAUCAAUGGAUAAUCUUGGUCCUCUUGAAAAUACCAGUGUAAGUGAAGACCCGAUUCUAAAUGAUACAGAAAAAAACACCUAUAAUUGGAGUCAUAGUGACAGUAGUAAUGUUGAUCAUUUAGUCGGCGUUAGGGACAUUCGGAAUUUAAACGUGGAUGACACUUUUUUAGUUUUAGGUAGGGAUAAUAAAAAAGACGGUUAUUCCAUAUAUUUUGAUAUUGAAAAUCAAGUUUUUGGGAUUGACAAUAAUCAUUCUUUUUUGAGUGAAUUAGAAAAAGAAUUUUCUAGUUAUUGGAAUUCUAGUUAUUUAAAUAAGGGGUCUAGGAGUGACGAUUCCCACUAUGAUUAUUCUAUGUAUGAUAAUAAAUAUAGUUGGAAUAAUUACAUCAAUAGUUGCAUUGACAGUUAUCUUCGUUCUCAAAUCGGGAUUGCUAGUUCUAUUUUAAGUGGUAGUGAAAAUUACAACGAAAGUUACAUUUCUACUUACAUUUUGGGUGAAAGUAGAAAUAAUAGUGAAACCGGGAAUUCCAGGCUAAGAACUAGCACGAACGGCAGCGAUUUCGCUCUAAGAGAAAAUUCUAAUGAUCUCGGCGUAACUCAAAAAUACAAGCAUUUGUGGGUUCAAUGUGAAAUUUGUUAUGGAUUAAAUUAUAAGAAAUUUUUUAAAUCAAAAAUGAAUAUUUGUGAACAAUGUGGAUAUCAUUUGAAAAUGAGUAGUUCAGAUAGAAUUGAACUUUCGAUUGAUCCAGGCACUUGGGAUCCUAUGGAUGAGGAGAUGUUCUCUCUGGAUCCCAUUGACUUUCAUUCAGAGGAGGAACCUUAUAAAGAUCGUAUUGAUUCUUAUCAAAAAAAGACAGGAUUAACCGAGGCCAUUCAAACCGGCAUAGGUCAACUAAACGGCAUUCCCGUAGCAAUUGGGGUUAUGGAUUUUCAGUUUAUGGGGGGUAGUAUGGGAUCGGUAGUAGGCGAGAAAAUUACUCGUUUAAUCGAGUAUGCUACCAAUCAAUUUUUACCUCUUAUUCUAGUGUGUGCUUCCGGAGGAGCACGCAUGCAAGAAGGAAGUUUGAGCUUGAUGCAAAUGGCUAAAAUUUCUUCCGCUUUAUAUGAUUAUCAAUCGAAUAAAAAGUUAGUUUAUGUAUCAAUUCUUACAUCUCCUACGACUGGGGGGGUGACAGCUAGUUUUGGUAUGUUGGGGGAUAUCAUUAUUGCUGAACCCAACGCCUACAUUGCAUUUGCAGGUAAAAGAGUAAUUGAACAAACAUUGAAUAAGACAGUACCUGAAGGUUCACAAGCGGCUGAAUUUUUAUUCCAUAAGGGCUUAUUCGAUCCAAUCGUACCACGUAAUCUGUUAAAGGGCGUUCUGAGUGAGUUAUUUCAGCUCCACGCUUUCUUUCCUUUGAAUCAUAACUUAAGUAGAACCUUAACUUAA
This is a messenger RNA of Populus euphratica (Euphrates poplar), 1497 nucleotides long. Lineage: Eukaryota; Viridiplantae; Streptophyta; Magnoliopsida; Malpighiales; Salicaceae. The record is from the annotation of a RefSeq genome assembly.